This is a messenger RNA of Numida meleagris (helmeted guineafowl), 687 nucleotides long. RefSeq names its product HD domain containing 2 (gene HDDC2). Gene Ontology annotation, molecular function: 5'-deoxynucleotidase activity. The record is from RefSeq and is a predicted model, not a curated record. The transcript has 6 exons. Gene Ontology annotation, cellular component: cytoplasm. The coding region runs from base 53 to 643 and encodes 196 amino acids. Lineage: Eukaryota; Metazoa; Chordata; Aves; Galliformes; Numididae.
AGAAAGAGGAGGAGGAGGAGGAGGGGAAGCGGGCGGUGGCUGCCGGGCGCGCAUGGCGGCGGGGCCCGGCGGGGGUGGCAUGCUGCCCUUCCUGCGGCUGCUGGGGCAGCUCAAGAGGGUACCGCGGACAGGAUGGGUGUACAGGAACGUGGCAAAGCCAGAGAGCGUGUCAGAUCAUAUGUACAGGAUGGCAAUGAUGGCCUUGGUGACCGAGGACAAAAGCCUUAACAAGGACAGAUGCAUACGAUUGGCAUUGGUUCAUGAUAUGGCUGAAUGCAUUGUUGGAGACAUUGCUCCUGCAGACAAUGUUUCAAAAGAGGAGAAACACAGGAGAGAAGAGGCAGCUAUGCGACAACUGACCCAGCUUUUAUCAGAGGACCUCAAAAAAGAAAUUUAUGAACUCUGGGAGGAAUAUGAAAACCAGUGUACUGCAGAAGCCAAGUUUGUAAAACAGUUGGAUCAGUGUGAAAUGAUUCUGCAGGCGCUUGAGUAUGAAGAGCUGGAAAACACUCCUGGCAGACUGCAGGAUUUUUAUGAUUCAACUGCUGGAAAGUUUGUUCACCCAGAAAUACUCCAGCUUGUAUCUCUGAUUAACACAGAAAGGAAUAAAAAAAUAGCUGCUACAUGUCAUCCACAUUCCUGAGGUGUUCCUAAACACUGUAACUGCAUUAAAAUAUUUUUGUUUUA